AUGCCCGCCACUGUUCAGACCUCAUCUUUGGCUGCUCUGCCAGAGGAGAUCCUAGGACAAAUCACCGAAUAUCUUGACAGCGAUAGCUGUUUCGCCCUUCGCCUAUGUUGCAGAGAGAUUGAAUCCAGGAUUUUCUCUGAGUUCGCUCUCGAAUACUUUAGUAGAAAAUGCUUCAUGUUCACUACGGAAAGCCUUCAGACCUUUGUCAAGAUCACGGAGAGCAGAUUCGCUAAUUACCUGAAGGACGUGUAUCUGUUGACAGUUGGCUUCUCGUGGACACUCACCACUACCAAGCGCGAUCGAACAUUUGAUCCCUAUCGACUCUCCUGCGAUUACACUUCCGAUGCUCACACCGAGUUCUGGCAAGAUCAGACGAACUUGCAUAGACUUGGCAAGAAACCUGGCGGCGAUGAAUACCUGCUCCGGCGAGCAUUCCAGCGUAUAAAAGCGCUGUCCUUCCUGGGAUUCGUUGACGAUGCUCACGCUCUGGCAUCCGACAUUAUCUGUCACGGUCUCAACAAGUGGUCUCGUAAGCUUCGUCAUAGUUAUACGAGUUGGCCCACGCACCAUGUGUACAAUUCUUCUACCGACCGGAUCGGAUGUGCAUGGCUUACUCAUGUAUGGAGGACCACGCUGACAGCCGUUGCGAAGAGUGGCAUCACCAUCGAGCAUCUUGAGACCGUAUUUUCAUACUGCAAAUACGCUUUACUUCCUUCGACAGAUCUCAGGUUCCACCCUCAGAUUGUUUCCAAGCUGAAGAAAUCUUUCGACAAAGUAGAGAGCCUGUCUCUCGAAUUUCGUACAAGGCGCAAUGGAUCGGAAAGACCAAUUGAUCCGCAAAGGGAGGAGCCUCCAGAGAGUGUUGAAUGCGCCCGUACGUUCGCUACAAUAUUCGAAAAAGUCAAAGUGCUCCAUUUACUGGGCGAUGCGGGACCCCUGUCAGGCACUACCUGUGCAGCCAUCGUGCAGCGGCUUGAGCUGAGAAAAAUGACACAGCUCCACCUGGUCAGUAUCAACAUCAACUAUCGCGACCUCGCGGCUAUCCUCUGCAACCUGAACUCUGCACAUACCAUCGAGAUGCAGAAUGUCAAUCUUGAGAGCGGAUCAUGGUCGUCGAUUUUGAAAGUUCUAUCGAAACUGCCACGGCUGAAUCAUUUGCAUCUCCUGCUCUUGACACAAGAAGGGAAGAUGACAUACUUCCUCCCCAUGGAAAAGCCGGCGCGUUUUCAAAGACGUCGUCCCAGACCUACACACUCUGCUCUGCUCGGUGUUGGGUCCUAUGACCUUGGGAAUCUUGAAAAUGAGUGGCCGAUCACUGACCACAAGGUGGAAGAGGCGGAUUCGGCCGACCCUACUUUCAAAACUCUCGGCGUUGAAGAUACAGGUCCAUUGCCAUGGCCACUACCCGGGACAUCGACCUCAUUACCCGAAGGACCACUCGUCUGGGCUCCCCCAUCCAUCAAAUGUUCUACUAAACAGCCUAAUUUCAGGCCGCCGCGCCACAGCAUCCGGACGCCUUCCGGCCGAGGCAGCUACGUAUGUCUGACAGGCUGGGAAAUCGCCGCCUGUCUGCCUUUGAUGAUCAAAAAAUGUUACGUGGCCGUCAGGGUGACCCACGGAGGCAUGCAGAUGCCAUUCCACGGCACGAACAAUCCUGUGUGGGCUGGGGACAGCGUUCCCUAUCUCCCUACAGCUGACGCUGGUAUGGUGCCACCCUUCGAUGCACCUGAUAUGUUGAACGAAUUCGAUUUCGAUACUUUUCUCAACGCCCCGGUCAACGAUCUCUCCAAUACAUGGCCACCGCCUUCACCUUCUGAUGCCGGUUCAGUUCCGCCAGAUCCGUGGAUGCCUCCAAUCAUGCCGACCACUGGCAAUACGGCCAUAGCUGCCGUGAAUGAUAUAUUUGCUGCUAAUUCAUCACUGCCAUCCCAAGCGGUCACCAUACCUCCACCCAAUUGGAUUGUCUCAAAUGGGAUAUUUGCGGAUACCGGUGGAGCUCCAGCAAUGCCUCCACAAUCAGAAACUGUCCCGCCACCUGGCUGGCAGCCUCCGAUAGCUUCUGGGGCUCUUGGCGGUACCACGUCGCUCCCCCUGCCGCCACCUUUGUUUGGACCUGGAACGACACCAACUCAUGGAGGUGCGCAUUCUCACUUCCCGCCAAGCUCAUCGUUGGGAGGACCUUCGCCAUUUAGUGCCGGUCCAUCGUCAUUGAUGGCCCCUACCGAUAAAUCAUUGCAGCAUCUUGAUCUCGCCGUCGCCCCGACCCCGUUACAUAGCCUUCAAUGGCCGCCCCCGCCGCCGACAGUCUACAACAAUGUGCGACCUUCCCCUACUGGUGCUUCGAAAUCGAGCACAAUUUUCCCCGGGGGUCUCAUCCGCUUCCACACUUUCGUAGAUGACACGCCAAAAGGGCGGCUGUGGAUUUGCACCAAAAGCAAAGCAAAUGGGUGGAGACUUCAGCUACGCUUGGACCGAGUCAAGCGCGGUCUCCGCCUCUCACCGGGAACCAAGCGCAAUCAUACUAGAGGUACCGAAGACGACGAGACAGCAGCUCAAAGGGUGCACCCGCCGUUGGUCUUGCCAUGGACAGCGUUUGAUGGUGCUCUUGGAGUUCUACCUGCAAUAAAUAAAGGCUUCUGGGCGACACUCUUCAAAUGGCCAGGAAGCCCACCUCCUGCCGAUCCUCCGCCCCCACUCACGGCGAGGGAGCGGUCCAAAUUGAAACGCCUGAACAGAUAUGAACCCGGCAGAUGGCAUAGAUGCCAGCUCAGAAAUAUCGCACUGAGACGGCACAAAUUCCUGAUAUCAAGACCGUCUCAAGUCUCAACCGUGCAUUCCACGACCCCGCUACCCACAUUCGGCCCCACACAGGACAAAAUCGACAAAUUUCUCGACAUCAUUAAUUCCAAAGUUCAUCAGAGUCGUGGAGUGACUCGUGCGCGCCUGCUGGAGGAGUUCGAAUUCGAGCUCAAGCUGCGCGAUAACAGAGACUGGGCACUUCGUCAAAAGGCUGCGGACAAGAUCUAUACCAGGCUGGAAAGGGAAUUUAUGGAUUGCGGAGGUCUGCUCGGAGCUAGUGAUUUCUUGAGCGGCGAAGACGAAAGUGAUAGCGCAGAUGUGCUUCAAAUUGAAGAGCCCCAGGGGGGCAAGGCGAGCACGGGGGAAAGCCCCAGCAUGGAAACGAAGGUUGAGAGUCGAGCGGACGUGGCAGUAAUCGCAAGCUCAAGCUGA
Messenger RNA from Dissoconium aciculare CBS 342.82, 3231 nucleotides. RefSeq lists its product as uncharacterized. Gene Ontology annotation, molecular function: protein binding. Bases 1 to 3231 code for a protein of 1076 amino acids. NCBI's taxonomy places the organism in Eukaryota, Fungi, Ascomycota, Dothideomycetes, Mycosphaerellales, Dissoconiaceae. The transcript has 2 exons. The record is from RefSeq and is a predicted model, not a curated record.